AUGGAGGAGGCUGAUGCAAUUGCUGAUCAGAUAGUCAUCAUGGCUGCCGGCGUGGUUGUGUGCACUGGAUCAACAACGUUCCUCAAAAAAGCAUGUGGCGUUGGUUAUAAAGUGACGUUCACCAAAGUGCCGCAAGUGUUCAAACUCCAUGAUGCCAUGGCUGUUGUUCAGAGGACCAUACCCCAUGCUGUAGUGGAUGACGACAAGAAAGAAGAAGUCUGUAUCGCUUUAGGCACUAUGGAAAAUGAGAACUUCCCGAGGAUGUUUAGGAUGCUCGAAGGUUCCAUGAAAAGGCUCGGUAUAUCGAGUAUAGGAGUCAGCGUCGCCUCCAUGAAAGACGUCUACUUGAAGAUCAACAUGGACUGGGCACCUGGAGGAAAGGGCCGAGAAGAUCCUGUUGAUGCGUUGGCUACGUGGCUUAGACCACAGCAGAGCCUACUAAAGACUCUGAAGAACCAAGAAGAGACCCUUGACGUCCCAAUCAAACUGGGCACCCACUUCCCGGACUCCACAGUAGUGCUCGGUGAGGCACCAGCCACCAAUCUGAGCAAAGCACUACGGGUGCUCAUUGAGUCCGAGAGCUGCACCGUGCACGCCACCGGAAACGUCACCAAGGAGCUCCAUGAAAUCAUCGAGGAUGACUUCGCUGCCUACAUCCUGACGUAUCCGAUGGCUGUGGCCUUUCAGUCGAACACCAUACGCAUGAUGCCCAACCCGACGAGUGCUAUCACGUCUCCGAUCAUCAUCAACCUCGUGCACACCGCCUGGUUGCGCGUGCUCGCGGCGCAGCCUACGCUGCAGAACAACAUCACGGUCACUUACCUGGUCGCCGUUCCCUUCGAACCCUUGCUAGCCCUCUUCAUAGAGAGAGUAGUGGGCUGGCUCUACUGGGUGAUUGUGGCAGCCCUGACCUACACGAUGUCAUUCGCCGCGUACGCCUCGUUCCCCGUGGACGAGCGGCUAGGCGGCGCUCGUGACGUCCAACUUAUGACGGGCAUCUCGGGCACAGAGUUCAUCUUUGCCCACUUCGUCUUCGACUUCCUGUGCCACUUCGCGUACUGCGCGUCAUGGUGCACCAUUCACUACGCCUUUAGCUUCUACUCGUUAGGCACAGCCGCUCUUCUCUUCGGUGCUCUUUUAUCCUUUGGGCCAGUGGCUAUUGGCGUUUGCUACGUGAAGGCGGAGUAUUCGAGUGCUUCAGGUUCUGCAGUGGGUUCAGUUUUCCUAUGGUUCUAUAUCGGAGGUGCCAUCGUCACUGCAGCAAGUACCUUCUUUGUUUUGCUGGGUUGGCCAGAAUACACGCAAGUGCUUUUGUACGGCGUGCCUCCAUACGCGCUCCUUUCCCUACUUAACAAGAUAUGGAACAACGAGGACAAGAGCCUGCAGUGCAAGGAACUGCAGAAGGAAGGAAUCAAGUUACCGCGAGGCAUCGGACCGAAUUGCGAUGAAGGUUUGCUGCAGUUCAGCACGGACGGAGUGGGCUUCGAGUUGGCGUUCCUUCUUGCGGAAGGCCUGCUCUUCCUGGCUUAUAUGAUCUUCAAGACGUCGGGCUACUUGAGUGCCGGAGACCCAUCCCCGGGCGAUGAAGCCGCCACAGACGAGGACGUCGCAGAGGAGGCGAAGAAAGUGGAGGCUGCUGUUCAGAAAGGCGACUACGUCAGCAACUCCAUGUUAGUGUGGAGGCUGCACAAACACUUCGGCGCCUUGCACGCCGUGCGUGGAAUCUACAUGGCCCUGCGCCCGUCCGAGUGUUUCGGCCUCCUCGGAGUCAAUGGCGCGGGCAAAACGACCACGUUCCAGAUGCUGGCCGCGCUCAUCAGCGUGUCGUACGGCGACGCGAGCACUGCGGUGGCCAAGCUCAGUGCAAACGCUCGCAGAUGGCAGUCGCAGGUCAGUUACUGCUUCCAACUGGGCGGACUGUUGGACAGACUGAACGCGUACGAGUACCUUUACCUCGUCGGUCGGCUGCGGGGCAUCGCCGACAGUGACUUGAAGCCCAUGGUGGACAGUGUUAUAGCUGUCGUGGACCUCACGGAACACGCCUCGAAACAGUGCGGAGUGUACAGUGGCGGCAACCGGCGGAAGUUGUCUAUCGGCGCUGCACUGUUGGGCCUUCAGCCGUUCAUCUUCCUGGACGAGCCGUACGCCGGCGUGGACGUUGUGUCUCGAAACAAGAUCUUCCGAGCCAUCGCCGAGAUCAAGAAGCGCUCGAAGUCCACUUUCGUGCUCACGUCCCACAACAUGGACGAAUGCGAAUUUUCCUGCGACCGCAUUACAAUCAUGGUCGAGGGCCACAUGAUGUGCCUGGGCACGCUCCAGCAUUUGCGGGAGAAAUUCGGCAAGGGCUUCCGACUAGAGUUCCUGCUGAAGCACACUGCCGCAGCGGACGCGCCCAUGCUGAACGCGGCAGUGCAGCAGCUCUUCAGAGGCAUAGAGCUGAAGCAAUGCCACCAGAACCUCCUGUGCUACCACCUCGCGGUGAGAGUGCCCUGGAGCGAGAUAUUCACCAAGGUGGUGCACCUCCAGAAGAACUUUCAACUGGAGCACGCUCUGGUGGCAGAGAACACACUGGAGGACAUAUUUUUGAACUUCGCCAAAGCGCAAGAAGCGGCCACAAUGGCCGCUACUGAGAAUGCUGCCCCUUCCACAGCACUACCGAGGCAGUCACCUUACACUGGAGCCCAGCGUCAGCUGCAGCUCCCACGUCCCCCGCGUGAAACGUAG
Molecule: messenger RNA, 2724 nt
Organism: Rhipicephalus microplus (southern cattle tick)
Lineage: Eukaryota; Metazoa; Arthropoda; Arachnida; Ixodida; Ixodidae
Product: phospholipid-transporting ATPase ABCA3
Biological process (GO): lipid transport; transmembrane transport
Cellular component (GO): intracellular membrane-bounded organelle; membrane
Molecular function (GO): ABC-type transporter activity; ATP binding; lipid carrier activity
Source: RefSeq, a predicted model, not a curated record